This is a messenger RNA of Podospora anserina S mat+, 1164 nucleotides long. RefSeq lists its product as uncharacterized. Bases 1 to 1164 code for a protein of 387 amino acids. Gene Ontology annotation, biological process: nucleotide-excision repair, DNA damage recognition; UV-damage excision repair; base-excision repair. The record is from RefSeq and is a predicted model, not a curated record. The transcript is spliced from 3 exons. NCBI's taxonomy places the organism in Eukaryota, Fungi, Ascomycota, Sordariomycetes, Sordariales, Podosporaceae. Gene Ontology annotation, cellular component: nucleotide-excision repair factor 1 complex. Gene Ontology annotation, molecular function: damaged DNA binding.
AUGGAUAGGCCAGCAACCCCACCAAGAGAGGCUGCGACAACCACAACCAUCCCCAGACGGCCACAAUCUCCACCAACACCUGAAAUCACCCGUCGCAUCGAAGAAAACCGCUUGCGCGCCAAAGCCAUUCGUGAGCAGCGCGACGCCGAGCUCCGUGCCUCCGAUGUACAACAGACAGAUGGAUCAACGACAACCGCCGCCCCGGCUGGGAAGAAACGGCCAUACGGGUCGAUAUCGCGAGCCGAAGUGCCGGCCACAAACCGGGAUGCGCGUACGAGUCCGGCCAAGGAGGGAGAGGGCCUGCAGCCAGUCUCGCGCAAAUUUACGAAAUAUGUCGACUACAACUUUAGCGCCAUGACAGAUACAAAGGGCGGCUUCCUGAGCAUCGAAGAUGACCCUUGGAACAAGAGCAUGUCUGCCGGCGUACCAGGCAAGCCCGAGGCGGAGCAGAAGCCGGCGAAUAUGACUGCUGCCGAGUGGGAAAGGUUGCAGCUGAUCAAGAAACUGCAGAGAAACAAGUCGGGGCCUUUCGAGCCCGGGCUGAGUGUGCUAGCAGAUGAAAAGACGAGAAAACGAUGCAGGGAAUGCAAGACUGUCGAGAUCGACUUUGUCUGGGAAGAAGUGUUUGGAUGUGCUGUCUGCAACGGGUGCAAGCAAAAGUUUCCCGAAAAGUACAGCUUGUUAACCAAGACGGAGUGCAAAGAGGAUUACUUGUUGACGGAUCCCGAGCUGAGAGAUCCCGAGCUGCUACCGCACCUGUCCAGGCCAAAUCCCCACAAGUCACACUGGCAUGACAUGAUGCUGUUUCUACGAUACCAGGUCGAGGAGUAUGCCAUCAACCAGAAAUGGGGCUCAGCAGAGGCACUCGACGCCGAAUUCGAGAAGCGAGAGCAAGAUAAAAAAAGGAGGAAGGAGGCCAAGUUUAAAGAAAAGCUGUUGGACCUGAAGCGCAAGACCAGGACCGAGGCUUUCAGGAGGAACAAUGCCAAAGGGGACAGCAGCGGCUCGGGCUCGGGCCCUGGAAAAGCAGCCAGGUUUGGAGAUGCGAUUGGGGAUCGAGGGAAACAUGCCCAUGAGUGGGGGAGGACCGUGGAGAAUGCGGAGGGGAUGACGGUCAAGACAUGUUUGACUUGCGGGUCACAGGUGGAGGUAAUGGAGUUUUGA